Arachis duranensis is the source of this 3922-nucleotide messenger RNA. RefSeq names its product DNA damage-binding protein 1a. The coding region runs from base 118 to 3384 and encodes 1088 amino acids. The transcript is spliced from 20 exons. Gene Ontology annotation, molecular function: nucleic acid binding; protein binding. Gene Ontology annotation, cellular component: nucleus. Lineage: Eukaryota; Viridiplantae; Streptophyta; Magnoliopsida; Fabales; Fabaceae. The record is from RefSeq and is a predicted model, not a curated record.
CUCUGCGCCGCUCUCUGCCUCCUCUUCGCCUCUCUGCUUGGCUUCCUCAUCCACUCCGCCGGAUCUCUGUCAUUUGGGCUUGCGUUUGUUUCCGCCGUUAGCGAGAAGAAGAAGAAGAUGAGUAUUUGGAACUACGUGGUUACCGCUCACAAACCCACCAAUGUUACCCAUUCUUGUGUCGGCAAUUUCACCAGCCCCCAAGACCUCAAUCUCAUCAUUGCGAAAUGCACCCGUGUUGAGAUUCAUUUGCUCACUCCUCAGGGCUUGCAGCCGAUGUUGGAUGUUCCUAUCUAUGGCCGAAUUGCAACACUAGAACUCUUCCGUUCUCAUGGUGAAGCACAAGAUUUCUUGUUCAUUGCAACUGAAAGAUACAAAUUCUGUGUUCUUCAAUGGGAUUCUGAAACUUCUGAGCUUGUUACCCGAGCAAUGGGGGAUGUUUCCGAUCGCAUAGGACGUGCUACAGAUAACGGUCAGAUUGGUAUUAUUGAUCCUGAUUGCAGACUCAUUGGACUCCACCUAUAUGAUGGAUUGUUUAAAGUUAUUCCUUUUGACAACAGAGGACAACUCAAAGAAGCAUUUAAUAUUAGGCUUGAGGAGCUCCAAGUUUUGGAUAUCAAAUUCCUUUAUGGUUGUUCAAAGCCAACAAUUGUGGUUCUUUACCAGGAUAACAAAGAUGCUCGUCAUGCUAAAACAUAUGAGGUUUCUCUGAAGGAUAAAGAUUUUGUUGAGGGUCCAUGGUCCCAGAACAACCUUGAUAAUGGGGCUGAUUUAUUGAUACCAGUUCCCCCACCUCUUUGUGGUGUACUUAUUAUUGGAGAAGAAACCAUAGUGUACUGCAGUGCUAAUGCUUUUAAGGCUAUCCCAAUCAGGCCUUCUAUCACUAAAGCCUAUGGACGGGUUGAUCCUGAUGGUUCUAGAUAUUUACUUGGUGACCAUACUGGGUUGCUUAGUUUACUUGUAAUAACCCAUGAGAAAGAGAAGGUCACAGGGCUAAAAAUUGAGCCUCUUGGAGAGACUUCUAUUGCAUCUACCAUAUCAUAUCUUGAUAAUGCAUUUGUGUAUAUUGGUUCAAGUUAUGGAGAUUCGCAGCUUAUAAAGCUGAAUCAACAGCCUGAUGCAAAAGGUUCAUAUGUAGAAGUUUUGGAGAGGUAUGUCAAUUUGGGGCCGAUCGUUGACUUCUGUGUGGUAGACCUUGAAAGACAAGGUCAAGGUCAGGUUGUGACUUGUUCUGGAGCUUACAAGGAUGGUUCUCUCCGUGUUGUUCGUAAUGGAAUAGGGAUUAAUGAACAGGCAUCAGUAGAACUUCAAGGUAUCAAAGGGAUGUGGUCUCUAAGAUCUUCAACAGAUGAUCUUUUCGACACUUUUUUGGUUGUGAGUUUUAUAAGUGAAACAAGGAUCUUAGCAAUGAAUCUUGAGGAUGAGUUGGAGGAAACUGAGAUCGAGGGAUUCUGUUCUCAAGUACAGUCAUUAUCUUGCCAUGAUGCAGUUCACAAUCAACUUGUACAAGUUACUUCAAGCUCGGUUCGGUUGGUCAGUUCCACAACUAGAGAACUGAGAAACGAAUGGCAUGCACCAUCAGGCUAUUCAAUUAACGUUGCAACUGCAAAUGCUACCCAGGUUUUAUUGGCCACAGGAGGUGGACAUUUAGUAUAUCUGGAAAUUGGAGAUGGAAUACUGCAGGAAAUAAAGCAUGCCCAACUGGAAUAUGAGAUCUCGUGCCUGGACAUAAACCCAAUAGGAGAAAACCCCAAUCACAGUAAUCUAGCAGCAGUAGGAAUGUGGACUGACAUUAGUGUUAGAAUAUUUUCUCUCCCUGACCUGAAUCUCAUUACAAAAGAGCCUUUAGGUGGAGAAAUCAUACCCCGAUCUGUUCUUCUUUGUGCUUUUGAAGGGAUAUCUUACUUGCUAUGUGCCCUUGGUGAUGGCCAUCUCUUAAACUUUCUGUUAAACACAAGUACUGGUGAGUUAACAGAUAGGAAGAAGGUAUCUCUUGGGACACAGCCCAUUACGCUACGAACUUUCUCGUCCAAGAAUACCACUCAUGUAUUUGCUGCAUCUGAUAGACCAACUGUGAUUUAUAGUAGUAACAAAAAGUUACUCUAUAGUAACGUGAAUCUGAAGGAAGUGAGCCACAUGUGCCCGUUUAAUUCUGCUGCUUUUCCAGACAGUCUUGCCAUUGCCAAAGAGGGAGAACUUACGAUCGGUACCAUUGACGACAUACAGAAACUUCACAUUCGCUCUAUCCCACUGGGAGAGCAUGCAAGGCGUAUCUGCCAUCAGGAGCAGUCCAGGACAUUUGCUAUUUGUAGUUUGAAAUACAACCCAAGUGCAGAAGAGCCUGAGACACACUUUGUGCGCUUGCUUGAUGACCAGACUUUUGAGUUCAUAUCAACUUAUCCGCUUGAUACUUACGAAUAUGGUUGCUUCAUAAUUAGCUGCUCCUUCUCAGAUGAUAGUAAUGUAUAUUACUGUGUUGGAACUGCAUAUGUAUUGCCAGAGGAAAAUGAACCGAGCAAGGGAAGGAUUCUUGUUUUUGCUGUUGAGGAUGGAAAGCUCCAGCUUAUUGCUGAGAAGGAGACAAAAGGAGCUGUUUACUGCCUGAAUGCAUUUAACGGUAAACUGCUUGCUGCUAUUAAUCAAAAAAUUCAGCUUUACAAGUGGGUGCUCCGGGAUGAUGGUACCCAUGAAUUACAGUCGGAGUGUGGACAUCAUGGACACAUCUUAGCUCUAUAUGUUCAAACUAGGGGAGAUUUCAUUGUAGUUGGUGACUUAAUGAAGUCAAUUUCCUUGUUAAUAUAUAAGCAUGAAGAAGGUGCUAUUGAGGAAAGAGCACGUGAUUAUAAUGCAAAUUGGAUGUCUGCUGUUGAAAUCCUUGAUGAUGACAUAUACCUUGGUGCUGAAAAUAGUUUCAACCUCUUUACUGUCCGGAAAAAUAGUGAAGGUGCCACCGAUGAGGAACGAGGUCGUCUUGAAGUAGUUGGUGAGUAUCACCUUGGAGAAUUUAUCAAUCGGUUUCGCCACGGUUCCCUUGUUAUGCGGUUGCCUGAUUCUGAGGUGGGCCAAAUUCCCACUGUGAUAUUUGGCACCAUCAAUGGCGUGAUCGGGGUGAUAGCUUCCCUCCCUCAUGAUCAGUAUGUGUUCUUGGAGAAGCUUCAGUCAAGCUUGAGGAAGGUAAUAAAGGGUGUUGGAGGGCUCAGUCAUGAGCAAUGGAGGUCAUUUAGCAAUGACAAGAAAACUGUGGAAGCCAGGAAUUUUUUGGAUGGGGAUUUAAUUGAAUCGUUUCUUGAUCUCAACCGGAAUAAGAUGGAUGAAGUUUCUCAGGCAGUGGGUGUUUCUGUAGAAGAGUUGUGCAAAAGAGUGGAGGAGUUGACUAGGUUGCACUGAACCUAGUUUAGAUGAUAUAUGUUUGUUCAUUCUUUUUCUCUCUAGUGCUGUCUGUAACAUUUUGCUUUUAAGUAGGGAUUACAUGUUGCUUGAUACCUGUUAUUUCCCGUCAUUCGCAUUGACGUUUGCUGGGACUAGCGUAUAGUAUGUAACAUGAGGUCUGUUUCGUUGACGGAGUUUGAAAAAAAAAAUGAUUAUGCUAGUAUUCUACGGCUGAAAAGUUUCUAUUUGAAAACCAGAGACAUAAAAUGCCUCAAAAUGGCGCAUAUAGGUGAAUCAUAGAUAUAUAUGUUCUCGCAUCAGCCGAAAGCGCUGCAAAUUGGACGGUUCGACUAAGACCGGUGCGGCUCGGGCGGUCAAACUGUUAGAUUGGUCGAUGUGUAACUUGUAAGAUACUAAAGAAAAGCUUGAAACUUUAAAUACGCAAGCUGCAGCGAAUGAAUCUCGAACCAAGCUAAUGUGUGUGUGUGUAGUGUGUGUGUUUUGUUUUAAUUAUACUUUAAUUAUUAUUUAAUAAUAUUAUACUAUAUUUAUUUAA